UGAUAGUCGUAGUGGACGUUUGUACUAUACGUUACAUUAUGUGCAUAGUUAGUGAUUGGGUGGGUGAUAACUAGACCCAUCGCACGCCCGACUGAGACAUUGGGGUUUUUGGUUCUAUUGAGUCGUAAAACGUGCCUGUCGCCAGUGUUGAAGGUUUAUACACUUCUACCUCCACCCUCCACGACGGCGUCGAGUUGAGUUGUCGACUUUCAGCUCCUUAUCUCCUCGCCCUCUCCCCCUCCGCCAUCUUCAAUCCUCGCUCUCGCUCUCUCUCUACGCCGGGCGCAGAAGAGACGAGUCUCAAUCGCCAAGAUGGCAUACGUCCAGACGGUCAUCCCGCUCGUUAUUACUACUCUGCUUUUUACCAUUCUCGCGGGCAUCCUCGUCCUCACGCGGGUUAUCACCAGAGCGCGCAUUGGAAUUAUUGGCAUUGACGAUUACCUCUCUUUUGGAGCGCUGCUGGCUUCCAUUCUAUUCUCUGUGGUUAUCUUUCAACAAAUUAAGUAUGGCCUCGGCACGCCCUUUGCCACGAUCCCCCAGGAGAACAUUCCAAUCUUCGUAAAGUGCCUCUGGGGAACAAUCCCAUGCUACAACGCGUCUCUCAUCCUUACCAAACUCUCCAUUGUCUUCCAGUACAAGCGCAUCUUCACCACCCCGCUGAUCAACCGCCUGUGCAACAUCAUGCUCGGCGUCCUCGUCGUCUACGGCCUCUGGACCAUUGUCGGCUCAAUCCUCAUGUGCGUCCCCGUCGCCGCCUUCUGGGACCAGACCAUCAAGGGCCACUGCAUGAACCGCUUGCAAUUCUGGUUCGCUAAUGCGGGCGUCAACAUCGCUACCGAUAUCAUCAUCUUCGCCAUCCCUAUGCCGCUGCUCAAGCAGCUCCAACUCCCAAAGAAGCAGAAGAUAGGGCUCAUGUUUGUCUUCGGCUUCGGCGCCUUCGUCUGCGUCACCUCCAUCAUCCGCCUCAAAUCCCUCUACGAAAUCUCCGUCUCCCCCGACACCGCCCUCGACGGCGUCAACGCCGGCAUCUGGUCCGGCAUCGAAAUCAACGUCGCCCUCGCCUGUGCCUCCCUCCCCGCCAUCAAGCCCUUGAUCGCCAAAGCCGUCCCUCACUUCCUGUCCUCGUCGCGCGGCGAGCGCUCUGGGCGCCACAACAACGCCUCCGGUGGCUAUGAUCACGCGCUGAGCGAGCUGAGCCAGAAUAAGCGCAGCAGGGUUGUGAGGUCGGCGGUUGGGGAUGAGGAUGAGGUGGAUUUGAAUGGGAAUAAUGGGAAUGGGAUUACGGUGGAGCGCACGGUGAGGAUACAGGGGCAUCAGGCGCCGAGGGUGAGUGGGGAGGGGAGUGAGAGUAGUUUGGUCAAUUGGAAGGCGGAUGUGUAUACGGAGGAGAGGCGGCAGAAGGAGAUAUAGGUGGAGAUGGGUAUAUGUAUGGUGUUUAUAUAUAUGAUAUCUGCUUUUGGAGUUUUUAGGGCGGGAAAUUUGAAGGGAGCGAAAGGUGAAUAUGUAUAGAUGAUUUGGGGGUGGUGUAUAUUUUUACAUAUUAGAUGUAUG
This is a messenger RNA of Pseudogymnoascus verrucosus, 1551 nucleotides long. RefSeq lists its product as uncharacterized. NCBI's taxonomy places the organism in Eukaryota, Fungi, Ascomycota, Leotiomycetes, Thelebolales, Thelebolaceae. The coding region runs from base 313 to 1410 and encodes 365 amino acids. The record is from RefSeq and is a predicted model, not a curated record. The transcript has 4 exons.